GAGAGAGAGAGAGAGAGAGAGAGAGGGAGGAGGGCUCGUGUCACAGCUCAGUUCGGCAAAGGCCUCUCUAACAAAUAGGUGUUUGAGGAUUUAUUGGAGACGUUAUUAAGAUAUGUGGGUUAUAAAGAAAUAUGCGUUGUGGUGCAUCUUCUUUUUUUCGACUUGUGCCCUUUCUGACUCGCAGGCUAUAUACCAUGGGAAACAAGGCAAUUCCAUUCCACCUGCAGCUGGGCUUGGAGUCAAAGAACAUUUCCAGAUCGUCUCCCAGCACAACAGACUCCGGAGCAGAGUCUACCCGGGCUCUGCAAACAUGCAGAAAAUGGACUGGAGUGAGAAGCUGGCUGUGCUGGCCCAGCAGAGAGCAUCCUCCUGUCCCCUAAACCCUGCACUAGAGGAGGGACACUCUGACCACAUGGGCUGGAACAUCCAUGACUUCACUCCUGGGGCCGCCUCCUUCGCUGAGGUCAUCAACCUGUGGUUCAGCGAAGGGCAGGACUACAACUACAACAGCGGCCAGUGCAGGCAGAACAGCACCUGCCAACACUACACACAGCUGGUGUGGGCCACCUCCAGUCGGCUGGGUUGUGCGCGGCACUUGUGCGAGAAGGGCGGAGCCAGCAGGGAGGUGUUUGUAUGUGCGUACUCACCAGGGGGAAACUGGGAGGUGAACGGCAGGCUGGUCCUGCCCUAUAAGAAAGGCCCCUACUGCUCUCUCUGCACCUCGGGAAUGUCCGGCUGCUUCAAACUGUGGGACCACGUCGGGGGGCUCUGCGAGAUCCCUCGGAACCCAUGCAGGAUGAGCUGUGGGCUCCAUGGCCAGCUGAAUGUCUCCUCCUGUCACUGUGAGUGUGCCCCUGGAUUCACUGGCCGCUUCUGCCAGGUGAGGUGCAGCGUGCAGUGUGUGCACGGACGGUACCGGGAGGAGGAGUGUUCAUGCGUGUGUGACAUGGGAUAUGGGGGAGCGGAGUGCGCAGAGAAGCUGGAGUUCCCGUUUCACAGCUGCGAUGUCCGGAUCGACGGGGAGUGCUUCAUGGUGUCUCCAGGGGCUGAGAACUACUACGGGGCAAAGAUGAAGUGCCAGGAGAAAGGAGGGGUUUUAGCACAGAUAAAGAAUCAGAAGGUUCAGGACAUCCUGGCUUUUUAUCUCGGCCAAUUAGAAACCACAAAUGAGGUCACUGACCCCGACUUUGAAACAAAGAACUUCUGGAUUGGUCUGACAUAUAAAAUGUCAAAGGAUUCGUUCCGCUGGGACACUGGAGAGAGCCCCGCCUUCACCAGCUUCGCCUUCGGACAGCCGGACAACCAGAGGUUUGGGAACUGUGUGGAACUGCAGGCGGCUAGUGCUUUUAACUGGAACGACCAGCGCUGUAAAACACGCAACAGAUACAUCUGCCAGUUCGCACCGGAGCACAUAGCCCUGUGGGAGAUUGCGCGGUGAGACUGCACGAAUUAAGAUGAAGCUUGGAGACCCGAGGGGGCAGUAUGGGGCAGGUUUCGCCAUGCAGCUGAAUGAACUACACACUGAUGAUGUUAACCACUGCCUCGUGCCAGGACAGACACACCACUGUGAAAUGUUUGGUCUUACAGUAGCAUUCCGUGUAAAGCAAAGCGAUGAGGUUAAUGAAGCUCGCCUCUGGUAGCAUUGCACCGCAAUGAGCAUUAUAGUGUGCCACUUAUAGUAUUGUACCCUGAGAUGUAUUGAUAACAUGUUUUGUUGUAAGCUGUUCCAGAACUCUGCAGCUUUAAAAUCAACCGCAGUGAUAUACCCAUACUUCAGCUUCUGUAACUCUGGCAGUGAGAUGAGUGACAGUGCCAUUAUUACAAUCUCUGACCCAUCUACUGUAGAAAAAAUGUAGUGUGCUAGAAGAGCUACUUGAAUCACUAUAGUUGCCUGGGGUAAACCCUGGGCACCUGCUUAUGGUAAAAUACAUAAACGGUGGCAAUGUGCUACAGUGACAGAUUCUUUUUAGUUCCUCUGAAAACUGUUUGACACUGAGGGUUACUUUUCCCCUUUUUUUAUAGGUAAAGAUGCAAAAUGUCAAAUGUCUGCUACUUCAACAUAAGGCAUGUCAGAAUAUAUAUUAUUUCACGACAACUGAAUAUUUUUUUUAAUUUAGUCGUUGCCAAUUAUUUUUGUUAUUUUCUCCCCAAUUUGGAAAUGGCCAAUUAUUUUUAGGCUCAGCUCACCGCUACCACCCCUGCGCUUACUCGGGAGGGCGAAGACGAACACACACUGUCCACCGAAGCGUGUGCCGACCGCUUUUUUUCACACUGCAGACUCGCCAUGCAGCCACCCAAGAGCUACAGCGUCGGAGGACAACGCAGCUCUCGGGCAGCUUACAGGCAAGCCCGCAGGCGCCCAGCCCGACUACAGGGGUCGCUGGUGCGCAGUGAGCCGAGGACACCCUGGCCAACCUAACCCUCUCUCCCCCCGGGUGGCGCUCGGCCAAUUGAACGCCGCCCCCUAGGACCUCCCGUCCACGGUCGGCUGUGGAGAAGCCUGGACUCGAACUCGCGAUGUCCAGACUAUAGAGCGCAUCCUGCACUCCACGUGGAGCACCUUUACUGGAUGCGCCACUCGGGAGCCCCACGACAAUUUAAUUUUAAUAAAAACUACAGUAAGCACAGCGAAGGGAAAGAUGUAAAACAUGUGUUAUAUACUUUUGUAGUAUACUGUACUUGUAGCAUACUCCACUUAAAUCAAUAUAGGUGCUGAUGGCUAUUUUGUAUAUAGCCUGUGUUAGGAAAGCUAUUAGCUGAGUUCAGGGCUUCAGUUCCUUUCCUAGAAGAGUCACCAGUGUUCUGUACAGUGGUCAGAUCCAGAACCAGCUUGUGCAUGACUACUGCGUAUUGCCAGCCAUGUAUUAAAAGAAAGUUGAUUCACAGUAGCUGUGCACCAGAUGGCACUGUCUGACUGCAGAUCCACUGAUGCAUGCAUGCAAAGAGGAAAGGAAUAAAAUCAUGACUCUGAAGGCAGCCCAAUGCUAAAUAUUGUAUUUGAGCAAUAGCUUCUGAAUAAGUGGAAGCAUAGCAAAAGGUGUCAGUAAAAACAAACAGUAAAAUACAUAUCAAGGCUAUUAACUCUUGUGUAACAUUUCUACUAGCGCUGUUAACACCAAUGCACUUAUUUCUACUGCUAGUUUAACUUUUCUAGACUUUUUUUGAAAGUUAAUUAAAUAAAAAAUGACACUGUGCAGAA
Messenger RNA from Acipenser ruthenus (sterlet), 3199 nucleotides. Its product is annotated as C-type lectin domain family 18 member C-like. The record is from RefSeq and is a predicted model, not a curated record. NCBI's taxonomy places the organism in Eukaryota, Metazoa, Chordata, Actinopteri, Acipenseriformes, Acipenseridae. The transcript has 12 exons. Bases 113 to 1438 code for a protein of 441 amino acids.